UGGCCACGCUGCAUAGAAAUGUCAAAUUAAUGAAAUGGAAUUGAAAUAGUAAAAGGAAAAAAAUUCUCAGCGAAGAUUGUGGAAAUAUUGCGGAAAUGUUUGGUGAAGAAUUUUUUGCGAAGCUGCAAAUAAAAUAUCAGUGUAAACUACAAAAAGAUCUGUUUAAAAAAUUUCAAAUCAAUUAAAUGUGUUACCUUUAGCACUUUACAUUUAAAACAUAUCAAAAGUGCGUCAGAUAUUUGGUCGCGCGGUUGCAAUAGUCGUCUGAAAAAGGCAACGUGAAAAUCUAAAAUAAAACAUACAUAUGCUAAAAUGCCGUCAAGCGAAGUGGUGCAACAGUGAAAAUCAAAUCAAACAGCAAAUUCGAAAACAUAAAGAUCACGAGUAGUGACAGUAAAACACAACUCGCGUCGCGCACUCCAAUAAAAUUUGCAUUUCCAAAUUGAACCGAUAUUUAUUUCGUUAUAUUCCUUUCAAUAUUUGCGGUCAUACACGGUCAUACGUGCGAACGUGUUUUCCGGCGCUGGUACGCUGUUUUGGUGGACGCGCAACACGUAAAUUGUAUGCGAAAAUAUGGGUGGUUGCAUUGGCAUACACAGCACCGACAAUGAGACAGUCAGUGUAUCUUCAGCGAGUAUUUCUAGGCCAGCGACAGGCGCGGGCGGCGCCCAAAUGGGUCCAUCGCGUAAAAAUCGCCCACUGUGCAAUGAGACAAUACGUUGGCGUUCCGAUGUGCCAUUGACGGAGGGCCAACUGCGCUCGAAACGCGAUGAAUUCUGGGAUACUGCGCCGGCGUUCGAUGGUCGCAAAGAGAUUUGGGAUGCGCUACGGGCAGCCACAAAUGCGGCGGAAGAGCUAAAUUUCGAAAUGGCGCAGGCAAUACUUGACGGAGCGAAUAUAUCGGUGCCCAAUGGUUACCUCACAGAAUGUUACGAUGAACUCGGCACACAAUACAAAGUGCCAAUCUACUGUCUAUCGUAUCCAAUAAAUAUCGUUAAGGAGGAGAAUGGACGUGAUUCACCAGCGGAAUUCUCAGAGCCCGUCGACGGUGGCACUGAAGUAUUCCUAAAACUGCGAAUAUCGUCCACAAUGUCGGAUGUUAAAUUACCAGUAUAUUCAAAAGACACUGUGGGACAGUGCAAAAAGAAAUUGCAGGCUGUAGAAGGCAUCGACGCCUGCUGCCAACGUUGGUUCUACAGCGGUAAAUUACUCGGCGAUAAAGUGCCCAUAGACGAGUGCAACAUACAGAACGGUUAUGUUGUGCAGGUCAUUGUCAAUACGGAGCAUUAUAAUCACGACAAUAGCACAAUUAUACCGGUUGCGAGCUAGCCAAGUGUUAAUGCUAAUGUAAAAUGUAAAAAAAUAUUAGCAACGAUAAUAGCAACAGCAACGAUAAUGUCAAUGCGAGUGACAGAUACAACAACAACAACAAUAAUAAUAAUAAUAUUAGCAAUGGCAACAACAAAAACAACAAUGUCGCAAGCCACAACAGAUGUUCAAUGUAGCGACUGUGUUACAUUUGCAUACAUCGCAGCAAUUAUAUUUAUAAACAAUUUUAUUAUGAAUGAGACAAGCAAGCGACAUAAGCAACAGACAGAGGGACAAACGGACAGUGUUAUGUAUGUAAAUUUCAAUGCUUCGUGCUAGAAACGUGCUGUAUAUAGAGUUAUGCCAAACUGGCGCUCACGCGAAUAUGUAUAGGCGUGUACAUUGUUGUUGUUGUAUGUAGUAACAUGCAAAUCGAUUACGAUCGUUCGUAUAAAUGCAUUAAUUGUUAAUGAUAGUUUUCUUAUUUUAUUUGUACUAAUUUCAAUUAUAGCAUCACAAGAUUUCUUUUUUUCUAAGCGCUUUGAUUAUACAAUACAUGAGUACAUAUGUAAGAAUUAUUGCUGUUGCGAGAAUUGUGAAAAGAGAGAGACUUUUCGAAAUUGUGCUGCGACGCGUUGGCAUUUGUUUGUUCGUUGUUGUUGUUGUUGCCUGACUGUGCUUGCAACGCCUUCGAGCAACAGGCUGUGCAGCAGAUAUUACACACACACACACACACUUAUAUACAUACAUAUAUAUAUAUAUUAAAUAUAUUGAAUGAAUGAUUGAAAAUGUUUGAAAGUUAUGAGAAUAUGCUAAAUUUGAAAAAAAAAACAAAAACUAAAGAAUAAAGAAUAAAACCAAAGCUGAAAUUACUUAUUUGAAAUAGAAGAAAUGCGCUAAACUUUUAAAAUACAAUAAAAAAAACUAACAAUUUAUUUUUUCGAAAACAAUUAAAAAACUCAAAAAUCUUAGAAAAUCCUAUUACAAAGAAAGCUGUGCGUGCACAUGUACAUACAUAUGUAGUUGUAGCAUUUUCUACGACAUCAAUUGUGAGUAAUGCUUAGUUCGAAACUGAUGUGUAAAACACAAAUAAAAACAAAAACCGAAAAAUCUAAAAUAUGUACUAAGCAUUAGCAUUUCGAAAUUAAUAAACGAUUACACAAUAAAUAUUAGCUAAGACGUCACAGUAAGAGAAUAAAUAGAAAUUACAAAUAAAACAAUAAUGUGUACAGUAUACAAACAUAGCAAUAGUGUCUAUAUACAGAUAUAUUGUAUGGCAUACAAAAUGUAUGCGAAAUAAUAGUACUUUUUGUAAAUGUCAGCGUACUUCGAACGACACUUAACGAACAAAUAGCAAAAAUUUUUUUAAAUACAUUGACUUUGUGACAUGUGAACGUUUUCUUAAGACGAAGUUGGCAUAAGUUAAUGUCGAAUAUGGCAAUUAGAGUGCAUUUUAUGUACAAAAAAAUUGUUGUUCAGGAUUAUUUACGAGCUUUCCAAUUGAAAAUUGCUGAAAAAUGUUAUACGACAUUUUCGAAGUUAAGUUCGAAAAAGUUUUAUUGAAAUUUCAAUCAUUCAAGCGCUGAGGAACGAUACUUAUGUGCUUUCUAACUGCAAAUUGCUUAAAAUGGUUAUUCGAAAUUAAGUUCGAAAAUAAAUUUAUUGAAAUUUUGAUUUUUAAGCGCUGCAAAAUAGAAAUAUUGGAAAAAAAUUCGUAAAAAUUUCAUAAAUAACUUGUAAUUUUUGAUAAUUCCUCAAUUGUUCUGUAAUGCUAAAAAUUCUAUUCUUAUUUGUGUUUUUUUCGACCAAUAUGCAUCUUAGUAAAUUAAUUUUCAUUGCUGUAUUUUUAACCUGGCGGCAUCUUGGGAAAGUAAUUUAAUUUUUUCGAGGUUAUGUUCGAAAAAAAUCUUUUUGAAACUUACAAGUGCAGAAUAAUGAAAAUAACUUGUGAAAGGCGAAAAUUCCUCAAUUGGUUAAUUAGUUGACCAUAAUUGAACAAAAUUUAUAAUAUUCGAAGCUCUUGGUAGCGCUUAUGGACAAUUUCAGUGAGAGUAAAGAGAGCUUGUGCUUAGUAUAUGUUUCUUAAUUUGAAUUAAUAAUUUAAUAUUUGUAACUAGAAAGAAUAAAACAACAAAUUAUAUUUGGGAAAAUUCGGAAAUCUAAAGAUUCUAGAGUUGUAUUAUGUAUCUCUGUCAACUUUUGUUUCAUAAUCACAAAAAAAAAAAAAAAAUAAAAAAUCUUGUAAUAAAUAAUCGUCAUAUGAAUACAUACAUACAUAUGUUCAUAUGUAAAAGUCGUAAGUAACGGCAAUGAACGAGCAAAUACGGCAAACAAACAAAACGCAUAAGCACAAUUUUUGUUGUGAUUGCGAAUCAAUUAUCGCUCGCAUUCUAAAAUCCCAAUGUACCUUAAUUCCUAAUUUUUAACAGCUGUAGGCCCACAACAACACGCUUACAUAGAUACAUAUACAUACUUACAUACAUAUAUACAAUGAAAUAUGAGUAUAUAGUUAAAAAAAAUAUCGAAAAUAUAUGUGAAAAUAUAUGUGUAAGAUAGUGUAAGACAUACCUACAAGCUGCCGGAUUUUAUUUUUUAUUUAAUUAUGUAACGUCCAUGCGGCCUAACGGUAUGUAUUUACGUAAGUGUGUGUACAUACACAAACACAUAUACGAACGCCAUUACGCUUUCAAUUAGGUUUAAUUAAUUUAGUAUCUAUAUAUAUUUAAUGCUGUUAAUUUUUAAAAAUUAGUGUUAACAAGAGAUAUUACAUGGCAUUGUGGCGUUUAAAUCGGAAAUUUAACGGUACUCUGCGUAUAAAAAAAUUUUGUUUUUAUUUAAAUUUAUUUAUUUAACUACACGCUGUAAAAGUUUAUAUGUAGCUCAAGCAGUUUGCGCAAAGAAUGUCAUUCACCGACUUUUUGCACGAAAGCUGCAUCAGAAAAUGAAAAAAUGAGGUUAUGUGCAGUUAUGUAUAGUUUAAACGUAUAAGUUUUGUGCAGAAAGUUGACUAAGAUGACUACUAUGACUGUAUAUUUUACUUUUAACUCCAUUUAGACCUGCGUAUACUUCGAAAAGAGAUAAAACAUGAUUUUCGAAAUUUCGAAAAUGAAAAAAAUGUUUUUCGAAAUGAAAAAACAAUUUUUUUUUGUAAUAAAAUACGCUACAAAUCAGUUAUAAAUUUAAUGAAGAAGCUUCAAGCCGUGCACUGUUAUGCUAUUUUGCCACUAUUUGCUUGCAAUAAAACCUCAUUUAUGUCUGAGCGGAUCACUUACGGUAUCGAAACUGAUUUUGCGCACUCCCUCUCUCUCCCUCUCACUUUUUGAUAUGCACACUACAAAAGCAGCAAUUGCAUUUAGUGUCUUUUAACGCCCAAUUAAGCAUAUUUUUAACAAAAGAAACCUUAUUUAUUAGAAACAAUAACAACAACAACAUUAUUAUGUGUUGUGUAUGUACUGUUUUAAAUCAAGCUAAGUGUGUUUAUAACUAUUUAUUAAAGAAAAAAAAAACAAAAAAUUAAUAUGUUUGUAUGUAUUUUAAUUAUAGUGUUGCAAUUUAGUACAUAUUUAUUAAUUUUUAAUAUUUUCCCUCUGCUACACAAACACUUGCAUUCGCCAUUUAAGUGAGCAUUACAAAAUUUUGUGUAAAAUUGAAAAAAAAAACGAAAAGCAACAACAAAUUUGCGCAAAUUUAAUUUAUUCGUUCUGGAAUUAAGUAACAAACUAAUAGUAAUUGUAUUGAAGUUUUAUGAAACGAAUAAGAGCAUAUAAAGUUCAAUGCGUUUUAGAAUGCAUUUAUGAAGAGUAUAUUUUUAUUUAAAUAUAAAUUUGUUUAAUAUACUGAAAUAUACAAACAGAAAAAAAACCGUA
Molecule: messenger RNA, 5174 nt
Organism: Zeugodacus cucurbitae (melon fly)
Lineage: Eukaryota; Metazoa; Arthropoda; Insecta; Diptera; Tephritidae
Product: ubiquitin domain-containing protein 1
Exons: 4
Coding region: 574-1329 (251 amino acids)
Molecular function (GO): protein binding
Source: RefSeq, a predicted model, not a curated record